This is a messenger RNA of Galleria mellonella (greater wax moth), 2439 nucleotides long. It is a transcript of the gene fzy, whose product is annotated as cell division cycle protein 20 homolog. Lineage: Eukaryota; Metazoa; Arthropoda; Insecta; Lepidoptera; Pyralidae. Gene Ontology annotation, cellular component: anaphase-promoting complex. Gene Ontology annotation, biological process: positive regulation of ubiquitin protein ligase activity; positive regulation of anaphase-promoting complex-dependent catabolic process; anaphase-promoting complex-dependent catabolic process. The transcript has 10 exons. The record is from RefSeq and is a predicted model, not a curated record. Gene Ontology annotation, molecular function: anaphase-promoting complex binding; protein binding; ubiquitin ligase activator activity. Bases 185 to 1810 code for a protein of 541 amino acids.
UGACACUGACAUAACAACAACGUCAAAUUCCAGUCAACAAGGAAUUUGAAUUCAACGUUUUUUUACGAACUUCGACUAUUCAUUUUGUUCGUUAUUUUAUUCCAAAAAAUAUAUUACUCUUCUUCGUUAUUAUAUUAAUACAGCUUUAUUUAAUAAGAGAGUGCGUGCGGUGUACUGUAUUAUAAUGGCCCAGUUCAAUUAUUUGAACGAGCUGAACAGUCUAGCCACUAUUGAUGGUCCCUUAACGAGAGGGCCUUUACAGCGAUGGGCGAAAAAGACUAACAAUGAAAAUCAUAAUCCUUCAUUUAGUGCAUCAUUUAAAAAUAUGUCUAAUGCAAAUAUCAGUGCUUGCAAUCAGUCGAUGCAGAAGCUGUCUAUAUCGUCAAACCAGAGUUGCAACAAUAGUGUGUUGACCAGCAGCAAAACCCCCACACGAAAUGAUAUAAAAAAGGGAAAGAAAACGCCAUCAAAAAACAAAUCACCAGGUCGAUCUACAACACCCACUCCAAAUAAAGCAUCCAAGACGCCAAAUAAAGCAGACAGAUUUAUACCAUCUAGAAGUAAUUCAAAUUAUGACUUGUGCCAUUACAUGAUGAGCCGUGAAGAAGACAAAGGUGAAGAGGUGGUCGCCCAAAAGGCUGCUGGAGAAGCCAUUGGUCGAGCACUUACAGAUACGGAGCCUGGUAGACUUCUACAGUACACCUGCAAAGCACCUGCCGCUCCUGAAGGUUAUCAAAACAGACUAAGGGUUGUGUAUUCACAGGCCAAAGUACCAUCAUCAGUGAAGAAUACAACCAGAUACAUACCACAAGCUCCUGAUAGAAUUCUUGAUGCACCGGAUAUUCUAGAUGACUACUAUCUCAACUUAGUUGACUGGAGUGCAUCAAAUAUUCUAGCAGUAGCUUUGAACAAUGCUGUAUAUUUAUGGAAUGCUGCAACAGGACAAAUAGAGCAGCUACUAUCUCUCGAAGGCUCAGAGACUGUGUGCUCUGUGUCGUGGGUGCAAGGUGGUGGUUCACAUCUGGCUGUUGGCACCUCAUCAGCGACCGUAGAAUUAUGGGAUUGUGAAAGAAUUAAAAGACUAAGGGUUAUGGACGGCCAUAGUGGGCGCGUUGGAUCGCUCGCAUGGAACCUGCACGUGGUGUCGAGCGGCGCACGCGACGGGAACAUUGUUCACCACGACGUACGACAGCGCGACCAUGCUGUUGCCACGUUGCAUGCACACACACACGAGAUCUGUGGCUUGAAAUGGUCUCCUGAUGGGCGAUACCUUGCUUCAGGUGGCAAUGACAAUCUACUAAACAUCUGGCCUAUUGCUCAAGGACAACACUAUACUCAAACACAAUAUCUGUAUUCAUUUAAUCAACAUUUGGCGGCAGUCAAAGGAAUAGCUUGGUGUCCAUGGAGUUCAGGCAUUUUAGCCUCUGGAGGUGGAACAGCAGACAGAACUAUCCGUAUUUGGAAUGUAAAUACCGGAGCUAAUCUCAACACUGUAGAUACAAAAUCUCAGGUCUGUUCAAUCUUGUGGAGCACACACUACAAAGAGCUGAUCUCGGGUCACGGGUACGCUAACAAUCAGCUAGUUAUCUGGAAGUAUCCGCUAAUGAACCGAGUGGCUGAACUGACGGGGCACAUAGCGCGGGUACUGCACCUCGCACUAUCGCCCGACGGCGUCACCGUAUUGUCGGCCGGCGCGGACGAGACGCUGCGACUUUGGAAAUGCUUUAUGUUGGAUCCAUCCAAGAAGAAAGAACCCACCGAUUCCAAAGCAGCAAAGUCCUUACUAAACAUGAACUCCUUAAUUAGAUAAGUUCGUAUUAUAGUGCCAUAAUAAACUCGACUGAACAAUCUAAUAUUAUGACUGAAAAUUGUGAUCAAUUAGCUAGUUUAAUUGAUAUACUUUAAACAACUCUACUGUUGCUUUUAUAUAUUUUCCCAAUCUAUAUCUCAUGCUACUGUUAUUUAUUAUGCAUCGACAAUUUCUACACUUUUACUUCUGAUCUUAGAUAAAUAUUAUUGUAUAAUUAUUUAUCUAAGUUCCGACGAUUUAUUUUUAUUUUAAAUGCGAAUUUAUUUGACUUAAGAUUUAAUAUGUUUACGAUCGUAUUUUUCGAAUACAUUUUGACAAAAGUAUUGAAGUUGAGGUCGUCAAAUGUAUCGCGAUCUUUCUUCUUAAAUUUCUAUUUUGUCUGUCUAUUAUGUACUAUAUUAUAUCCUUUUUAGUUGUCCCUUCACUUUCAAUGCUAAAACAUUUAAUUACCUCGGCUUCCUUAUUUUGUGACCUUUAUAGAACUAUGUAUUGUGCGGCUCACAUUUUGUUUUGUGUGUAUAUUUACUUUAAAAAUUUGAAUUGAUGUUUUGAAUUGUUUUGAUUGAUUAUUGUGAAUUAUCUAUUUGCAUUAAUAAAUAUAUUUAAUAAAAAAGUUAUUUUUAUUUCAA